CCAUGGCGUUGUCUCUUUGUACAAAUAUGGGGGCCACGCCCAAACAAAGCUUGUUUCCUUCCCUCCUCAAUCUUCUCCAUUUUCGUCUUCAUUUCUCCAUUUCCAUCACUCCCCCCUUCCCCUUCCCCUUCACCGUGUAAUGUGCGAAAUUUCCCCAUCUCUUGUUCACUCCGAAAUUCGAUCAUUUCUAAGGGGUUUUCUUUACAUUAUCUUCACUCCCACCUCUCCCAUGGAGUUUUGCUUAUGACCCAUCUUCCAAUUUUGAAGAUCUUUGGAGUUUCUGUGGGUGUUCUUUGAGGUUCGCCAUUGAUGGAGAUGUCGUUGCUUGAAUCCAAAUCCCUGUUUCUUUACCAGAAAUGUCACUCUUCGCCGUUUUUGAGCUUCAGGCACCAAGUUGAGAGGUUUUCUAGAUUCUGUUCUUGCAGGGGGAGAUUUUCCAAGGCUUCUUAUUUGAGUAAGCCAAACAAGGCGGCAUAUUGUAAUGGAGCUGUGAGUUCAAUUGGGCAAAAAAAACUAGCACCAGAAGCUUUUACACAUCAGAUAAAUGGAACAAAUGGCUUGAGUUCUAAGCUAUUUUCAAACGACAGUAGAUUAUUAGAAGCUGUUGAUGAUGAGUAUGAUGGAAUUGUGAUUGAUCCAGACCGAUUGCCCACAAAUCCGAUCGUCUUUUCGUCCAAUCUUCGUUUCUCUAUGUCCCAUUGGAAAAAGAAGGGAAAGAAGGGAGUUUGGCUUAAGUUGCCAGUAGAACAAUCAGAGCUAGUUCCAAUCGCCGUAAAGGCAGGAUUUCAGUACCAUCAUGCACAGCCAGAGUACUUGAUGUUAACUUAUUGGAUACCCGACGGACCAUGUAUGCUUCCUUCAAAUGCCUCGCACCACGUCGGGGUUGGAGGAUUCGUCAUUAACGAUAGAAACGAGGUCUUGGUAGUGCAAGAAAAAUAUUGUUCUCCAACAUUUGCUAAUUUUUGGAAAAUACCUACUGGUUUCAUUGUCGAGAAGGAAGAGAUCUUUACAGGAGUUUCUAGAGAAGUGAAGGAAGAAACUGGUAUUGAGACCGAGUUUGUUGAAGUAAUAGCAUUCAGGCACGCUCACAAUGUGGCAUACGAGAAGUCUGAUUUGUUCUUUGUAUGCAUGCUUAGACCAUUGUCGACCCAGAUUAUCGUCGAUGAUCUCGAAAUCCAAGCAGCAAAGUGGAUGCCUUUAGCUGAAUUUGUGGAGCAACCCCUUGUACAAGAAGAUGUGAUGUUUAAGAAGAUUAUCGACAUCUGCAUCGCCCGACUAGAUAAAUACUACUGCGGGUUAAACGUUCACCAGCUCGUCUCGAAAUUCGACGGUAAACUGUCGUCUCUUUAUUACAACAUCAUCGACGGCGAAGAUCUCAACUGUACUGGGAACUGAAUUGAAGCACUGCUCAUUCAUUGCCAAUGGCAUGUGUUUUCCUUUCAUGCAUUUAUGUUAAUAUGUAGCUGAUAAUAGAAUAUGUAAUUAUAGAACUCUUUUGUAGAAUAUGAAUAACAUGAGGUUCUAGCA
This is a messenger RNA of Momordica charantia (bitter melon), 1527 nucleotides long. Its product is annotated as nudix hydrolase 8. The record is from RefSeq and is a predicted model, not a curated record. Lineage: Eukaryota; Viridiplantae; Streptophyta; Magnoliopsida; Cucurbitales; Cucurbitaceae. Gene Ontology annotation, molecular function: NAD binding; NADH pyrophosphatase activity; ADP-ribose diphosphatase activity.